AUGGCCAUCACGGACCAUUACUCCAUCAUGUCACCAAGCGAUUCACCGACUACCCAGCACUGGGAAGGCAGCCCUGCGCCGGUCAAAGAGAAUAUGGUUGGAAAGACUGGACGCCUUGCCCCAAGAUGGAUCCAAGACUUGCUCAACUCUGACCUUGAUUCCGGAUCCUUCGCAAGAAUCGAAUGGGACCAACAGGCGCGCUGCAGCAAACCAGGAGUACCGCAUCGACUCGUCCUGGUGGGCAACCAGAGCACAUCAGAUACUCGCAACCCUGGCGUGCUGUCUUCUGUCUGCGCGAUCUGCGACUUCCACUUCUUGAUCAGGACCUGUUGGGACCCAGAUCAGCUUGUCUGUCUGUGUCGCCCUAAUGCUCUCCACUUCCCUCCAAAAGACACAGAUUUCUACCUCCAUCAUCUCGUCAACAUCAAGCAGCCAGUUCGACCGACCAAGUCGACGUCAAACUAUCAUCCUCUCAUUCGCGAGACUAUACUCGCUGUUGAGCACUUCGCCUGCUCCGCUCCUCGCUGCACACUGCAAGUUACAGUCGAAAUAUCACGGCCUCGGCUCAAGCGCGAAUGGCUACACCUCCUUCUCAAUGAACAGCGCAUUCUAGACAAUCUGGCAAAAGCCAGGAAGCAGUCGCCGGAACGAUUCGCGGACGCAAGAGACGAUUGGUGCACAAGCGCUCCAGUCACCCUGAACACCUAUCUCAGAGACUUGCUGGAUAGGCCCAAUCCACGCAACAUAUCUCAGCGUAAUAAGCGCUUCCAGGUCGUGUUUGGCGAAGAAUGCUAUGUCAUUUUCAGAGCCAUCAUGUUCACAGAGGAAAACCUGGACAAGGACGGGGUUCUUGAGCCUUACUUCAUCCCGCCCACUCUCGAACCUGGCACCCCCGGCAUACCAACGGAGCUCAGCGCAUUGCGGGCAUUUGUUGAGGAUAUGCAGGCCGAGACGGAGAGUGUCAUAAUAAGAGGCGGAAAGACUGGCGAGAAUCGGCCCUAUGUCGGCAACAGGCUCUUCAAAGAGCUACAAUGUCUUGACUACCCCCAGAACAAGAUUGCACAAACAGCAACGGAAGCGCAUCGGAUUCUUGGAGUGCUUCCGGACUUCGACAAGGCACUCAUCUUUUUUGCUUACACUCGGCAGUCGGCCCUUUGUGAGAAGCGACGUCCUACGUUUGUCGAGGCCCUCAAGGAUAUCGCUCUCCUUACAAACGACGACGAUUUCCAAACCCGAGCGAUCCAAGAGCUCACCAUCAUGGACGGGAUGCCCGCUCCGGAUAGCAUUGGCGCAGGCGACGAGUUGCAAACACAGGCGUACCAAUUUUUUAGCCUUAAAUACACCGCCAGCGACGAUAAUGUAGUUUCUGCCUUCAAUACCAAGAUCGAACACUCACCCUCUCAAGCUGACUCUGCCCGAGAAAUGCUACAGAUCAUUGGGCGCCACAGGAACAGCGAUCGCAUUCUUACCCACGCAAACGGCCCAAUGGACGUCGCCUCAGCCUAUCGCAUUCUUGAGGUAGAUCCUCAAUGGCCUGACAGCACCAUUGUGAUGAUGUCCAGUGUCAAGCUGAACAAGGAUCCGAAAAGCAAAGCUACAGAGGAAGUCGCGAUCAAGGCGAUGGAAGCUAUCGCCGAGGAUAGGAAUAGCGACGAAAUCCGCGAAGCGGCAAGAACUUUAUCUCUAUUGGCUCAAGCUCCGGAUCAGUCCGCACAAGCUGUGGAGAUGGACGCCAGACCUUCCAGCUCAGCCAACUUACCUGUCGGUCUCGAGAACAUCGGCAACACUUGCUACUUGAACAGCAUUCUUCAGUAUCUCAACACUGUCAUUCCCAUCAAAGACUUGCUUGCCCAUUACCCAGACUAUGAGCUAGGCCUGGAUGAUUCGCAUAUCCAACGCCGGCUUGUCGGCGGCAACAAGCUCAAAAUCGAUCGUGCCGAGGCGGUUGUUGCCCGCGCUUUCGUCGAUGAGUUGAGCAAACUCUUGGACAAUCUUAGUGGCUCUCAGGCUAGUGCGAUCCGACCAUCCCAACGUCUGGCCAAUGCCGUGCUGUUGCCGACCUCGAACUUGACUGAAGAUCCUGCUAAGCAACCGAGCAAGACUGCGGAAGAGCCGAAGACUCUGGAAGUCAUGGGUACCCAGUUUCCCGCCCCUCCGCCACUCCCUGCCAGGCCUGCUCCUGGGCCUCCUACACAUACGGCAGAACACGUCGAGGACGUUGACAUGGUUAACGUCACUGUGGACCCGAUCUCUGAGUCUGCUAGCAGCGUCAGCUCGCAGACUCUGGUCAACCUUUCCGAUGUUGACCACGAGAAGAAGGAUUACGUGCCCGAGGAUAAAACCGACAUCAGAAUCGUUUCUCAACCAGUCGAGGUGUCCUCGGCCCGAUCCACGAACGAUAACGAUGUCAAAAUGACGGGGUUCGAUACAGCCGUUCUCAACGUGGAACAACGAGUACUCAAGGCCUUGGAAACACAGACCCGAGACUCAGGCACCGAUCAACAAGACGUUGAAGAGGUCAUGGGCAGCAUCAUCAACCGUCUGCAGGCUGCCAUUAAGCCUACAAGGGUAGAUACCACCGAUGAGGUCCAGUGGGAGCCGAUCAUGGACACGUUCUAUGUUGAGUUGACCAACCACACGAAGUUCCCUAAUCAGGACAAGUACAAAUCAGACUCAACUCUGGAGCGUGCCAUCACGGCAUAUCCUGCUGAAGGUGGGCCGACGAACAUUCAUGACGGCCUUAGUCGCAAUUUUGAUCUCCAACGUGUCGCUGCCGGAGAAGCAGAUAUCAUGCGAUACACGUCGAUCAAGAAGCUUCCUCCGAUCUUACAUGUCCUUAUCCAGAGAACGAAAGGUGAUGGCCACAAGAACAUGAACCCGGUUGAGGUAUUCGAGACAUUGUAUCUCGACCGGUAUAUGGACACCCCGGACGACCCUCAGUUCUUCAAGUUGCGGCAGAAAGGCUGGGCUCUUCAACAGCGCUUAGACCAGCUGAACAACAUGCCCAAGACUGCGGUCGAGGAUACUCAACUCAUCGACAGUUUCAUCAGUGACUUUGUACACGUUGACAAGACUGAUGCUGAGGAGACAUCGUCGCUUCUCAACGACAUGCCUACGUCGUCCCUUAGCUUUGCGGGGCAAGAGCUGACAUUCCCUAUCUACCCUCCACAGUCGGAUGAGACAUUUGAAAAAGUGGAACCGCCUGAGCCUACAGGCUUCACGGUGGAAGGACGCCAGCAGAUCAGCAACAUGCGCGAGGAUGAACUGAAGUCCCACAAAGCGGAGCUUGAUCAGCUAUUCGCACAACACAAGAAGCAUGCGUAUCGUUUGCAUGCAGUGAUCUGCCACAGUGGUCAGCUCAGAGCUGGUCAUUAUUGGGUCUGGAUCCACGAUUUUGAGGCUGGAGUGUGGCGCAAAUACAAUGACAGGGUCGUCACAGAAAACGCCGACACGAAGGAAGUCAUGAAGACUCUCAACAGCAACGGCGAUCCUUACUACCUCUGUUACGUGGAAGAUGGCAAAGAAGGCGACUUGGUCAAAGUCCCCAAACGCCAGCAAGAAAAUCCUAACUCUGCUGUCAAGGACGGGGAUCGGGAUGCUGAUGGGGACAUCGAACUCAUUGACGUAGAGAACAAAUGGCCGCAGGGCUCAGGCAUUCUGUCACUAAAGGAGUAG
Molecule: messenger RNA, 3675 nt
Organism: Colletotrichum abscissum
Lineage: Eukaryota; Fungi; Ascomycota; Sordariomycetes; Glomerellales; Glomerellaceae
Product: ubiquitin carboxyl-terminal hydrolase
Exons: 4
Coding region: 1-3675 (1224 amino acids)
Biological process (GO): regulation of proteasomal protein catabolic process; proteasome-mediated ubiquitin-dependent protein catabolic process; protein deubiquitination
Molecular function (GO): proteasome binding; cysteine-type deubiquitinase activity
Source: RefSeq, a predicted model, not a curated record